UUACAUUAAGGGCUUUUGUGUUUCGUGUAUUUGUUCUUCGUUAAAAAUAUAAAUUUAAAUGGAUAAAUACAACCGUGCCUGGCGAGAUCCCAAAUCCCCCCUAACACCAAUAACGCCACUGUCAACUCAGGUCUUUAGCUUUGAAAAAAUGGCGUCGCCGCACACUCCCGCCGAGGAGCCACGGAAAAAUACGUUUAAAGGCCUGAAGCCAAGUCGCUUUAAAUAUUCAAGCGAGUUUAUGCGUAAGCGAUGUGUCUUUUCGCCAAAUGCCCAAAGCACUGUAUGUGGAUCUAGCCCUUUAGUCUUCCCGCCCAAGUCAACACGUUCAAUAAAGAAGGAAAAUUCUUCAGCUAGUACAGCAAAUUUGUCCACAACAAGGCCACAAGUACAUAAGUUUAAGCGUAGCUCCCCGGUGGAGCAACCUUCACUGUGUCCUCGUGUUCGUUCUCUCCUAGAUCGCACAGGCAACGGACACCUUACUGAGUUGUUUACUCGUCAGGAAAUCGAUAUUGAUGUGCUCAUACAGAUGACUUUGGAAGAGUUGGAAAAGCUGGGAGUUCGGGGCGCCAAAGAGCUGAAGUUGGCAAUUGAUGUUAUUAAGCUUGCCAAAAGGUUCUUUUAAAUUUUUAAUUUUGUUUGAGUUACGUGUGUCCUGUGUUGUAACAAAUUUUG
Molecule: messenger RNA, 672 nt
Organism: Drosophila busckii
Lineage: Eukaryota; Metazoa; Arthropoda; Insecta; Diptera; Drosophilidae
Exons: 2
Coding region: 59-622 (187 amino acids)
Molecular function (GO): protein binding
Source: RefSeq, a predicted model, not a curated record